Molecule: messenger RNA, 2506 nt
Organism: Scheffersomyces stipitis CBS 6054
Lineage: Eukaryota; Fungi; Ascomycota; Pichiomycetes; Serinales; Debaryomycetaceae
Gene: ERG7
Product: lanosterol synthase
Exons: 1
Coding region: 1-2187 (728 amino acids)
Biological process (GO): triterpenoid biosynthetic process; ergosterol biosynthetic process
Cellular component (GO): lipid droplet
Molecular function (GO): lanosterol synthase activity
Source: RefSeq, a predicted model, not a curated record
AUGUACUAUUCCGAUAAACUUGGGAUUCCUAAAACAGACCCUUCACUAUGGAGACUUCGUACGACCGAACUAGGACGUGAAACAUGGCACUACUUGACCCCGCAAGAAGCAGAGCAUGAGCCUCAGACCUCAUAUGUCAAGUACCUUUUACAGACUAAAGACUUUCAAGCCCCUGCUGAAGAGAAGAUCACGUCUCCCUUCCAUGCCGCAGAGAAAGGCGCGCAAUUCUUAGAAUUACUCCAAGACGAAUCGGGAAUAUUUCCUUGCCAAUACAAGGGACCUAUGUUUAUGACCAUUGGCUACGUAGUUGCAAACUAUUAUAGUGGAAACGAAAUCCCCGAGCCUUAUCGUCAUGAGAUGAUCCGUUACAUCGUGAAUUCUGCCCAUCCUGUUGACGGCGGAUGGGGAUUGCAUUCCAUAGAUAAAUCUACUUGUUUUGGAACUGCCAUUAACUAUAUAGUGUUGCGCCUAUUGGGAUUAGAGGCAGACCACCCGGUUUGCGCUAAAGCACGCAAAACUUUGCACAGUUUAGGUGGAGCAAUCAAGGUGCCUCAUUGGGGAAAAGCCUGGUUGUCUAUUUUAAGUUUGUACGAGUGGGAGGGAGUGAACCCUGCCCCACCAGAACUCUGGGCAUUGCCAUACCUGUUACCCAUCCAUCCAGGUAGAUGGUGGGUCCAUACUCGAGCUAUAUACCUACCCUUAGGAUUCGUUCUGUCCAAUAGGAUCCAUUGUAAAUUGGACCCGUUAUUGGAACAAUUGCGUACUGAAAUCUACUUGCCUCGUCAGUUGCCGUACACUUCUAUUGAUUUCUCCCAACACAGAAACGAUGUCUGUGGAAUCGAUUUGUACUAUCCGCAUACUAAGGUAUUGAACAUGGCCAACUACGUCUUGAGUAAAUACGAAGGUUGGAGGCCUAAGUGGGUAUUGGACUGGAUCAAUAAGAGAGCCUACGACUUGAUUCUCAAAGAGUACCACAACACAGAGUAUUUGUGUAUUGCGCCUGUAAACUUUGCUUUCAACAUGGUAGUAACCCAUUUCUAUGAAGGUCCCAAGUCAGAAAACUUCGCCAAACUACAAGCCAGAAUGAACGAUGUCUUGUUCCACGGCCCUCAGGGUAUGACUGUAAUGGGAACCAAUGGUGUUCAGGUCUGGGAUGCUGCGUUCAUGGUUCAAUAUUUCUUUAUGGCUGGUUUGGCCGACCUUCCACGGUACCACGACAUGAUCCGUAAGAGUUAUAUGUUCUUGGUGAGAUCACAGUUUACAGAAGAUUGCGUUGAUGGCAGUUUUAGAGACAAACGGAAAGGUGCAUGGCCCUUCAGUACCAAAGAACAAGGAUACACUGUUAGUGAUUGUACUGCCGAAGCACUUAAGGCUAUCAUUAUGGUGAGAAACCAUCCAGCUUUCGCUGAUCUUGUGGAUGAGAUCAAAGAAGAGGACCUCUUCAACGCGGUGGAUGUUCUCUUGAAUAUCCAAAACGUUGGAAACUUCGAGUUUGGUUCGUUUUCCGCCUAUGAAAAGAUCAGAUCCACCUUGUUGCUCGAGAAACUCAAUCCUGCUGAAGUAUUCAAUAACAUCAUGGUGGAGUAUCCCUAUGUUGAAUGUACCGAUUCGUCAGUGUUGGGAUUAACAUUCUUCGCCAAAUAUUAUCCUAAUCAUAAACCUGAGGUAAUCAGCACUGCCAUUGAAAGAGCUAUCAAGUACAUCAUCAGUGCACAGGACGAAAUUGACGGAUCAUGGUACGGUGCCUGGGGCAUUUGUUACACUUAUGCUUCGAUGUUUGCUUUAGAAGCUUUAAACACCGUAGGGCUCAACUACGAGAAUUCGGCUACAGUGAAGAGAGGUUGCGACUUCUUGAUCUCAAAACAGCUUCCAGAUGGUGGCUGGUCCGAAUCGAUGAAAGCCUGCGAGACACAUUCGUAUGUCAAUGGUGACAAGUCCUACGUAGUACAAACGGCCUGGGCCGUGAUCGGCUUGAUCUUGGGUGGGUAUCCCGACCAGGAACCAAUCAGAAAAGGUAUCCAGCUUUUGAUGCAAAGACAGUUGCCUACCGGAGAGUGGAAGUUUGAAGAAGUCGAAGGUGUUUUCAACCACAGCUGUGCCAUUGAGUAUCCGUCAUACAAGUUCCUCUUUCCGAUCAAGGCUCUUGGUUUGUACCACCAAAAAUUUGGAAACGAGCCAAUUGUAUAAAAUGUAGUUUUGUGACGCGAGUUGUCAUAUUGUUUCCUAAAUGGUACCAAGCUGGUUGGUGUUAUUGUUGGAUGCGAGCCGCUUGGGUAGCAAGGCAUCUCAUGCAUGUUUCAUCAUGUCAAGAAAACACAAAGACAAAAAAUGGUUACAUUCACACAUUUAAUUUAUUUGCUGCUACUGUUGCUACGUCCGAGUCGGUUCAUUAAAAUAGUAAUUGUAUUAUGAAUAUUAUGAACAUUAACUAAAGAUUAAUCAUGUCGCAAAAAGCAAGCAGUGGUAAAAAAAUGUGAUGAUGAUGAUGAUGAUGAUAAUUAAAAGU